AGGCUGUGGCAGAGAUCGCAGGAGGGUCGGAGCGUUACGUUCAGAUCGGCAGUUCCGUUCACCUCACGUGCACUCUCAAGCACUUCACAGAGCCUCCCACCUACGUGUUCUGGUACCACGCCGAGCACAUGGUCAACUACGACUCCAACAGCCGGAUAACAGUGGCCAACGGAGUGGGCGAGAGUGAGCUGAGGAUUUCUCAGGUGACGAAGGCCGACAGCGGCAACUACACCUGCCAGCCGGCCAAUGCUCGUCCAGCCUCCGUCUCCCUUCACAUAAUUACAGGAGAGACUCCGGCAGCCAUGCAGCGAGCUAGUGCCACGGAAGUACAGUACCGCGUCAGUAUAGCACUCAUGUCCUCCCUCCUAGCACUGGUAGCUUUGUAGGCUCCGCCAGCAACUGCAGCCCACAGUGGUCACCGUGACAUUCCUUCCUGUUGCCGCCGCCUCCCAUGGCUGGACGUGGUGUGAAGACCUGGCCAGCGGUCUGCGGCCAGGACCAGCGGCCUAGGGUGAGGACCAGCGGCCUGCGGUCAGGACCAGUGGCCUGCGGUCAGGACCAGCGGCCUGCGGUCAGGACCAGCGGCCUGCGGUCAGGACCAGCGGCCUGCGGUCAGGACCAGCGGCCUGCGGUGAGAACCAGCGGCCUAGGGUGAGGACCUGGCGAAUAACGGGAGGUGAUGGGGCGAUGAGAAUCCUGACUGCGUCCUUAUUUCUUAUAUAAAGGAUAAAGCUGCAUUAUCUUCUGUGAUAGUGCCAUAGUUGAUAUCAGGAAGAACUGUUGCAACAGCCGCAGCGAGGAGAAGCACGGCACGUCUUGAUCACCAAGCUCGGGGGUUCAGAAGGUAGGGAAAAUCAUGUCGAACCGUGAAUUAAUAUAACAUGUGACCAGUGGCGAACAUACUGUCAACUCAUGGGUCCAUGAGACGGAUACGGUCAUAGUCUAACAGUGUCGUGUCAGAUAUUAUGGGUUGACACCCUCUAUAAGGGUUCCGAUGCGUCGUGGAUUUGGGCUCCAAAGUAACGUUGAUAUGUGUACCGCAACGAUGUUGAACACGGCGCUUGAAUAGUGUGGGAAAAAGAGACUGAUUCGUCACUAAAACACUGUGAAACCGUAAGGGAUAGUUUGUGAUCACUACAGUCUUAAGUGUUCUCGAGAAACAACAUCCUGGUCUCAUCCGGCCAUGUGCGCACAGACAGCUUCGUCCCAGAUUGUUCUUGGGCUGAAGAUAUUACGUAAGUCACGUUCCGAAUGUAUAUUAAGGCAUUCUGUUAUACGGAUAUUUUCAUAUUUGUAUAUAUUUUGAAGUGUGAGUACCUGAGAAGAGCAAGAGAGACAUUGUUGACACCGUGGUCUGCUUCACCGACAUUUAGUGUAUAAAGUGUGUUUAGUUCCUCUCCGACGUUCAUGUUAACGUAGGUGGCCGUUGUUGGUGUCCGGCUCUGUCUCAUGCCUUGUGUGCCAGUACUUGUGUAAACCUUAUUGAAAAGUUCCACACUGCCACUUGGUGUAAGUGUGAUACACUUCCACUAGGUGUAAGUGUCCCACACUACCACUAAGUGUAAGUGUUCCACACUACCACUAAGUGUAAGUGCAGGUUGGCCGUGGAAUCCAGUCCACAUUAAAGUGACAAAACCAUUAGUUAUCUGCCAAUAUUUGGCGGGACAUUUGGGCUCUUAAUACUUCUCUGGUCAAUGUAAAAGUUCUGGAGUCAGGGAACCUUACCAACACCUCGAACACUUCACCAGUAAGUGUCGUGGGUUUGUGGCAACGUUCUCAGGCGUCCAGACACGUGCUGUAGACGUCGCCAGGCACGUGCUGUAGACGUCGCCAGGCACGUGCUGUAGACGUCGCCAGGCACGUGCUGUAGACGUCGCCAGGCACGUGCUGUAGACGACGUCUAUCGACGUCAGCUCGCCGUCGUCAGGCAGAUCAAGCCUUCCAAGCCAGAACUUAUUUAUACGUCUGAUGAAUAACCUCACUGAUGAGGCCACUAACGUACCAAUAAUAGACGUAAUAACACAAGACGUACCAACACUAAACUUAAAAACACUAGACGUACCAACACAAGACGUACCAACACUAGACGUACCAACACUAGACGUACCAACAUUAGACGUACGUACACUAGACGUACCAACACUAGACGUACCAACAUUAGACGUACCUACACCAGACGUACAAACGCUAGACGUACAAACACUAGACGUAAUAAUAGGAGCAACAAGAUUUGACGUACGAAUAACAGACGUAACAACAAUAGACGAACCAACAAGACGUAACAACAAUAGACGUAACAAUGCUAGUCGGAGUCAAAUGGUUUCUCUUAACAGGCCCCGAACCAUUUAACCAUAAAUAUACAGACACAUUUAGAAGCUGAAAGACCAGAAUGUGGGGUAGAAUUUAUUUGUAAAUGUUGUGCUUCGCUUGCCAGAUUUUCUCAUUCAACAUUUUACAAAAUGUCAAUUAAGGAUGUAGGCAAAAAAAAUGAAAUCCCUUUGUUAAAUAAGUGAAAACAUGAGGUUGUCACAGCCAGUGUGAAGGCGGGUUGUAUGAAGCGAGAGAAUCAUUACUCACUCCGUCUGGAACACAAAGAGAGUCAGGAUGUGUACACUCCAAUUAUUUUGGAUACUUAAGGAAAGGCGCCUCUCCCUUUGUUAUAUUUGAGACCAGCAAAAAUAUACUUGCCCACUGAUACAAAUUAUAUUAGUGACUACGAUAUAUUUGCAAAUCUGCAUUUAUUUUUUAAAGUUUAAAUAUUAAAUGUGUUCAUCUUGUGUAAUGGUGAGAGGAUAGAGUUUUUGUCAUAUAUAUAAUGCAAUUGCAAUCAUUGGAGCAGCAUACAGAUUGGUGAUGUAAGCUGUGUAUUACCACAACUCUAAAAGAUCUUGUUAAAGAUCAGUCUUGGCUAGAUUUUGGCCUUAAGGCUUUUUAACCUCUGGGGGGAUAUUAAAGCCACUACAAUACUUGACUGACUUGACCAGUAAGUAUACUAUAGUUCUGAACAUAGUCCAGAAGUAAAUUCUCACAGUGUGCAGAAGCGAGGCACACCUAUUGGUGACCUCUUGUGAUGCCUCCCUGACUCUACCCUCUGACGCCACUACUCCAGAAUGACAUGGUGGACUUCUUGCAAUAUUUGGGUUACACAAUACACCUGCCCAUAACGCUUCUCAUCUUUAUUCCCAUGAUUGUGUCUCAUACUUCCCUGUCCGUCUGCUAGUCUGCUUUUCUCAUACCUCCAUAUAUUUUCGAAUAAUUUUUAAUUAAUUCUGAUACUCGCUCUCUCUCUCCUCUCUCUCUCUCUCUCUCUCUCUCUCUCUCUCUCUCUCU
This is a messenger RNA of Procambarus clarkii (red swamp crayfish), 3330 nucleotides long. NCBI's taxonomy places the organism in Eukaryota, Metazoa, Arthropoda, Malacostraca, Decapoda, Cambaridae. The record is from RefSeq and is a predicted model, not a curated record.